AGCUCCCUUGGCAUGUGCUUUGUGUUAUCCUUUCUGGUUGGAAAAUAGAAUACAUAAUUUAAGAGCAUCUCUGUACAGGUGCUUGGCGAGGAAAAUUUGUUCAGAAGCUGACCUGGGUUGGUCCUGAAAUAUUUUAAUGCCUUUUUUAACUAUCCCCAAUUUCUUAAUUCUUAAUCCAUCCCAAGAAAUUAGCUUUUUUUAAUCGAAGGUUUCGGUUUAGAUUAUUGGGUUUACAGUUCAUACCUUGUCAUCAGUACGCGUAUCGUAUCUGAGUUGAUAUCUUCCGUUCUUCUCCUCUGUGUAUUUGCUUACUUCGCAGUCCGAUCUGCAUCUUGUUUUGCGGGGCACGCAGCCAGACAUUCUCACGGAUCAAGUUGGAUGAAGUUGAUCUGAAGCCAGUUUCGUUUUUUUGUUUUUCUGCAAAUUACUGGGUGGAACGACCUUGCUGAUUUCUUUGUGUAGUGUGCUGUAGUGUCCUCCUUUGGAGUUCAAAUAUGGUUGUGAGAAAGAGAGCUUACUAAAUUUGAGAUCUCGGUCUGAGAAAAAGGUUUUGGUGGCCAAGAUAUGGCGUCUGGUGGAGGGAGGCGUCAUCAUCAUAAUCUUGUGCCUCUUGCUGCAUUGAUAAGCAGGGAGAUGAAGAGUGAGAAGAUGGAGAAGCCCACAGUGAGAUAUGGACAUGCUGCACAGUCUAAGAAAGGGGAAGAUUACUUUUUAAUAAAGACUGAUUGUCAGCGAAUACCUGGAAGUUCUUCAUCACCAUUUUCUGUAUAUGCGAUCUUUGAUGGUCACAAUGGAAAUGCUGCAGCAAUUUUUAGCAGAGAAAAUUUGUUAAAUCACAUUUUGAGUGCCCUUCCUCAACGUAUUGGAAGAGAGGAGUGGCUUCAGGCAUUACCUAGGGCAUUGGUUGCUGGGUUUGUGAAGACUGACAAGGAGUUUCAGAGCAGAGGAGAAACUUCUGGCACUACAGCAACAUUUGUGAUAGUUGAUAGAUGGACUGUGACGGUAGCAUCUGUUGGAGAUUCCCGUUGCAUACUAGACGCCCAAGGUGGCCCUAUUACUAACUUAACUGUUGAUCACAGACUUGAAGAGAAUAUUGAAGAGAGAGAACGUAUUACUGCAAGUGGAGGUGAAGUUGGAAGGCUUAGUAUUUGCGGUGGUGCUGAGAUUGGUCCUCUUCGUUGCUGGCCAGGGGGUCUGUGCCUUUCUCGGUCAAUUGGAGAUGUGGAUGUAGGGGAGUUUAUAGUUCCAAUACCGUAUGUCAAACAAGUGAAGCUGUCAAAUGCUGGUGGGAGGCUUAUAAUUGCUUCGGAUGGCAUCUGGGAUGCUCUAUCCUCAGAAAUGGCUGCAAAAUCUUGUCGGGGUUUGCCUGCUGAACUUGCUGCUAGGCAGGUUGUGAAGGAAGCAUUAAGGACAAGAGGUUUAAGGGACGAUACAACUUGCAUAGUAGUUGACAUAAUUCCUCCUGAUACUGGAGUGCCACCGCCUCCUCCCCCCAAAAAGCAGAGUAAAUUGAGAGCUUUACUGUUCAGGAAGAAAUCCAGUGAUCCUGCUAGUAAGCUGUCAAAGAGGCUUGCAGCUGUUAAUAUAGUAGAGGAAUUGUUUGAAGAAGGAUCAGCAAUGCUCGCUGAAAGAUUAGGGAACGAAGGGAAUUCAGGGGAAUCAACCUCUGGGAUUUUUGUGUGCGCAGUGUGCCAGAACGAUAUUGCUUCAAGUGAAAGCAUAUCUGUUCAUGCUGGCUCCAUUUUCUCUACCACCACUAAGCCUUGGCAAGGCCCUUUUCUUUGCGCUGAUUGUCGCAUCAAGAAGGACGCCAUGGAAGGCAAGCGUCCUAGCGGAAUUAGAGUCUCGUAGCUUUUCUUUACCUAUUCACUCUCAUUUCCCCCCGUUUUUCUUGUAGUUAUGAUUUUUAUAGGUCAAAUAAUUGCUUAGAUCCCACUAUUAAGUAGUGACGGAUGUAUAUGUAUGAAUUUAGAAUCGGGGAUAUGGGUCAGCCCCUCCUACAAUGCGGUCCUAUAGGCCUAAAAUUUUAGAAAUAUCUUGUUUUGCUUGACUCAACUUUUAAACUGGCAGGCUCAAAACUGGCCUGCGGGCUUUUAGCCUGUUUUAAAAAA
Neltuma alba is the source of this 2111-nucleotide messenger RNA. RefSeq names its product probable protein phosphatase 2C 15. Lineage: Eukaryota; Viridiplantae; Streptophyta; Magnoliopsida; Fabales; Fabaceae. Gene Ontology annotation, molecular function: protein serine/threonine phosphatase activity. The transcript is spliced from 9 exons. Gene Ontology annotation, biological process: protein dephosphorylation. The record is from RefSeq and is a predicted model, not a curated record. Bases 565 to 1851 code for a protein of 428 amino acids.